AGUUCGGCAAUGGAGCUCUGGCUGGCAGUUGGGCAACAUCUAUUGCCUAGAUCAGGCUCCAAGUUAUUCCAAAGAAGCUCCAAAAUGGAUGCCUCUGGCGUUCAACACUCGUCGUUUCCAAACUCAAUCGAGAUAUGAAACUUCUGAUCCGUCUGAAUCAGCCAAUGUUCGCCGCUGGAACCCUCAGAUCGUUAGCAGCUCGGAGAGCUAAUUUUUCCUCUGCUGCUGCCAAAUGGGAAGGCGGAGUUUCCAUGGUUCAAGGAGCUUCCAGAGGAAUUGGCCUCCAAUUCGUUAGACACCUGCUACAGAAGAAUGAAAAGGGACAUGUUGUUGCUACUUGUCGCAACCCUGGAGAGUCUACAGGGCUCAUUGAGUUAAAAGACAAGUUUUCUGAGCGCCUUUGCAUUCUAGAGUUGGAUGUGACCAAGGAAAGCACCAUUAAGGCAUCUGCAAAGUCUAUAGAAGAAAGAUAUGGCUCACUGAAUCUAGUUAUUAAUGCAUCUGGCAUUCUUUCAAUUCCUGGUGUACUCCAACCAGAAACUACCUUGACUAAAGUGGAGAAGACUUCUUUGUUGCAUGCUUAUGAGGUUAAUUCUGUUGGUCCUAUCCUUGUGAUCAAGCACUUGUGGCCUUUCCUUAAAGCUGGAGGAGGUUCUGGAACAGAAAGAGAUGUUGCAGUCGUUGCCAAUUUAAGUGCUCGGGUGGGAUCCAUUGGAGACAAUUGUCUUGGGGGUUGGCAUUCUUACCGAGCUUCAAAGACUGCACUUAACCAAUUGACAAAAAACGUAUCUGUGGAAUUUGCCAGGAAGAAAGAUCCAAUCAUAUGCAUAUUAUUGCAUCCAGGCACAGUGGACACAGAUCUAUCUCGGCCAUUUCAGAGAAAUGUUCCAGAAGGCAAACUUUUUACUAAAGAUUUUUCAGUCCAAAAGCUAAUGACCAUUAUCAACAAUGCAAAGAGCCAAGACAAUGGGAAGUUCUUUGCUUGGGAUGGUCAGGAGAUUCCUUGGUAAUAUGAUCUUUUAUUUAGUAACACAAUAUUAUGGAUAUCUAUUUUAAGCUCAAGGGAUUCAUGUACUGGAAGAUCUAUUCUAUUUAUUAGCUUUUAGAGCUCAGGUGAUCACGGUUGUUUCAAUGAGAGAAAAUCAAACUUGGGCGUUGUUCUGCUUCGAUUUUAUGAUUAUUUUAUACAUUUAAUAAAUACAAAGUCUCAAAUGUUAGGAACUUGUAA
Molecule: messenger RNA, 1228 nt
Organism: Momordica charantia (bitter melon)
Lineage: Eukaryota; Viridiplantae; Streptophyta; Magnoliopsida; Cucurbitales; Cucurbitaceae
Product: NAD(P)-binding Rossmann-fold superfamily protein
Cellular component (GO): cytoplasm
Molecular function (GO): oxidoreductase activity
Source: RefSeq, a predicted model, not a curated record